AUGGAGAAAAGACAGCACAAAAAGAUGUCUUGCAUGAGGAAGAAAGUAGGAAAUGCUGCAAUAAAAACAGUCACUUUGAACGUCAAUGAGGAAACCGUGGAUGUGUUUGAAGGUGGAGCUGGUGCAAUUUCUCUGAAGCCGUUUAGUACUCAAAGGAUAUUUCUCUUGCCAGAUAAUCUCUUGGGAAUAUCCUGGGUUGAUAGCUCCUGGAUUCCAAUACUGAACAAUGGCAGCGUGCUGGACUAUUUCUCAGAGCGAAGUAACCCGUUCUAUGACCGAACAUGUAACAAUGAAGUUGUCAAAAUGCAGCGGAUGACCCUGGACCAUUUGAAUCAAAUGAUUGGAGUGGAAUAUAUUCUUCUUCAUGCUCAAGAGCCCAUUCUCUUCAUUAUCCGCAAGCAGCAAAGGCAAUCUCCAACACAAGUUAUUCCGUUGGCUGACUACUAUAUUAUUGCUGGUGUGAUUUAUCAGGCACCUGACUUGGGGUCUGUCAUUAACUCCAGAGUUCUCACUGCAGUGCACGGAAUUCAGUCUGCUUUUGAAGAAGCUAUGUCCUACUGUCGUUAUCACCCCUCCAAAGGCUAUUGGUGGCAUUUCAAAGAUCAAGAGGAACGAGAGAAGGCUAAACCAAAAGCCAAGAAGAAAGAAGAACCAAGUUCUAUUUUCCAAAGGCAAAGGGUAGAUGCUUUACUUCUAGACUUGAGACAAAAGUUUCCACCUAAAUUUGUUCAGCAAAAGCCUGGAGAAAAGCCCAUCCCAGUGGAUCAAAUCAAGAAGGAACCAGAACCAGCCCCUGAAGCUAUCAAGCAAGAGGAGAAAGAGACUGUAAAGAAUACUCAGCAGAGUGCUGGCACUAAAGGACCUCCUGAAAAACGAAUGAGACUGCAGUGAAGGAAGUUGUUGCACCUCUGCAUUAAAUCAGUACCUGGAAGUCUACAGGAGAUUCUUGUUCCCUUUCCUUAAUAUUUAAGCUCUUCACCAACACUGUGGAAAUUUAUGUAAUGGAUUCCCUGUAACAACUCUUUUUCUGUAGAAACCUGUUACAGAACUGUCAAUGGCAGGAUGUGAGCUGCUUCAGAGAAAGUGUUUUUGGUUUUCAUUCUGGUUUGCCAGUUGACUUCCAAGAAUGGUUUUUACAUUGAGGUAUAUUUUUGCAGCCUCCUGAAAUCCUUACAAUCCUUUGUGUCUUGGUUUCCUGCGUUAAAAAGAAAA
Molecule: messenger RNA, 1212 nt
Organism: Tinamus guttatus (white-throated tinamou)
Lineage: Eukaryota; Metazoa; Chordata; Aves; Tinamiformes; Tinamidae
Source: RefSeq, a predicted model, not a curated record